Fulmarus glacialis (Northern fulmar) is the source of this 933-nucleotide messenger RNA. It is a transcript of the gene SPDYA, whose product is annotated as speedy/RINGO cell cycle regulator family member A. Bases 1 to 933 code for a protein of 310 amino acids. The record is from RefSeq and is a predicted model, not a curated record. Gene Ontology annotation, biological process: positive regulation of cyclin-dependent protein serine/threonine kinase activity. Lineage: Eukaryota; Metazoa; Chordata; Aves; Procellariiformes; Procellariidae. The transcript is spliced from 6 exons. Gene Ontology annotation, molecular function: protein kinase binding.
AUGAGACACAAUCUGGUAUGUCAGACGCCUCCCACUGUCACUGUUCAUGUAAAAUCGAGUGCAUCCAGAUCACAUCAGCAAAAAAACCUUAUUAGACUAAAGCGGCCUACUUUUAAAGACCAUGAAGAAAAUUGUGAAAAAAAGGUUCCUAGUCAUAAAUAUAGAUGUCCAAAGGGACCACGUCUAGUUAUUCAGCGUCAGGAAAUGACAGCUUUCUUUAAACUAUUUGAUGAUGAUCUAAUCCAAGACUUCCUUUGGAUGGACUGUUGCUGUAAAAUUGCAGACAAGUAUCUCUUGGCAAUGACUUUCGUUUAUUUCAAGAGGGCUAACUUCACAAUAAAUGAGCAUACCAGAAUCAAUUUCUUUGUCGCUCUGUAUCUGGCAAAUACUGUUGAGGAAGACGAUGAAGAAUCAAAGUAUGACAUUUUCCCAUGGGCUUUGGGAAAAGCCUGGAGAAAACUCUUCCCUGAUUUCUUAAAGUUAAGAGAUCAACUAUGGAGUAGAAUUGACUACAGGGCUAUUGUAAGCAGACGCUGCUGUGAAGAGGUGAUGGCUAUUGCUCCAACACAUUACGUAUGGCAGCGAGAACGUUCUAUGCACCACAGUGGAGCUGUAAGAAACUACGACGGUGAUGAAGUACAGCUGCCCCGAGGACCUAGUGCUACUCCUACAGACUGCUUGCUUUGUGGUAAGAAAGGAAGAUUUGUACGACUAGGAUUAUCAUCAUCUUCCUCCUCAUCUACUGCAACUUUGGAGAUGAUGGAAUUGCCUUCAUCCCAGAAUUCGAAGGACACCUUUCCAACUGAAAAAAUGCUCACUGAUUCUCCUUUUUAUUAUGGCCAAGACUGUCAGAGCCUGUCCAGCAAAAGGAGACGAGGUAGCACCUUGAACCAAGACAAAUCCAUGGAUUGGUUUACAAGCAACGAAGAAUGA